AGUUUCUGAGCCUUUGCAUUAUACUGAAUCUGUCCUACACAUGUGCAGUGUUAUCUGCAAAAUCCCUCAUCUCAGUGGAGUCAGAAAAGGCAUCUUAACCAUGGCUCUCUGCUGCAGUUCUUGCUAUGGUGAAACUGUGCAUAUAGCAGGCUGGUGGUGUGCAUGUCAUCCAAGUGAAAGACUAGAUGGAAAAUAUUGUGUUGUUAUUCAGAUGUGUGAUUUGGUCUUGUGAUGCUCUGCAAUGCUCUUUCCAUCUUUUUUUUUUUUUCCAUCACUGUAAUUUUAGGGGUCUGACCUUUACUGGCUGUACCUGUAAGCAGAAUGUUUCAGCGUAUAUAUAAUGCAGCACUUCCUUGUUAAGUGACAAACAAGGGCUUCUUGCCAAUGGCCUGUUAGAUGUUCCUAAUCCUAACUGAUUUUAUUUUUUUCUGUUGAGUAGUUUUGGUAGCAGUAGAUGAAAAACAGUCAUGUUGUUCCUUUUUGGCAGUGUGUGGCUUCCCACUUGCUUGUGAGAGCAGGAUGAGCAAAGAGCAGCCAGCCUGACCAGCUGUCCCAGCACUCAGUCAGUGCUUUGCUUUAGGUAAUGGAUUUGAAUGAAGAUACUGAGGCCAAGGUAAAAGAUUUCAAGUUCCAAAUGAUGAGCUUGCAAGUAUGACAACCAAGUUUUUGUUUUCUUAGUAUGUAGAAAUAGUAGAUGAAUGUAUUUCAGAUCCUCUUUGGGGAUACAAGGCAAUAUUUCCCUGCUAGUAACACAUCGUUGAGUCUACACUGUUCAUAUUCUGGAGGAAAGUUAAAAACCUGGUUUCUUCUGGGAAGAUGAGACACUGAAGAUCAGGAGAUGGUGUGGAAGUCGAGAGUAUAAGUGGGGUGUGCUUAAAUGGGAGGGAUACAGCAUGUCUUGCAGUUCAGCCAUGUACCAUCUUUCCAAAUUGAAGUUUUUUGAGAAGAAAGCUGCUACUUCCAGUGUCUGCAUAAGCAUAUGCCUUUUCCUUGGUGAGAAAGGAGAAUAUUGACCAGCAGGCUAAGUCUGGCAGUGGUGCUCAUUCUACCUGGAAGAAAACUGAGCUCUUAGUUGAAUUUUCACAUUCAUUAGGAGUUUACAAAAAGGCUGAAGGUGGGGCGAUGGGUUCUGCAAACUUAAAUGGCAGGCAGCAGCGAUAACAAGCAAGACUGUUGUUAAAUAGUUAAUAAGAGAUGGCUGAACUUCUGAUGGAAAUGAUCAGGCAGAGCAAGAGAAGUUCUCUGCAUCCUGACCCAGUGACUCCUUGCUGUUCCUAUGGCAACUAAUACAUUUUUCCAGUUUCAGCAAAGUUUUUGGAACCGAAGAGGACUUGUUGAUUUUACGGCUUUAAAAUAAAUUUAAAAGGCAGAGCGGAGCAGCUGGAGAAGAAAACAUAAACUAGGAGAACGUGGAUGUGAAUUCCUAGAGAUCUUGGUGUAUUUUUGUUCCCGUAAGAUCUUUUUAAAAGCAUCUGAAGUACUGUGCAUGUUAAGAAGCCUGUCAGUUAAAGCAUACGUUUAAAUGUGAAAGUUAAUCAUCUGAACAGAUCCACCUGAAUCCUUUUCAUGUAACCUAACAUGAAAAUUACCUAUUGCUACAGGGAGAGUGCUGAAAGGGAUGAAGUGUGGAGGAAGAGGUUUUUGGUGUGGUACAGAGAAGCAAAGUAGGGCUGUAGCUCAUGGGAUGGAUGUGGCUUUUUGUCUGUGGCCGUAGAGGAGCUGGAAUCUCUGCUGGCCACUGCACAAGGUAGGGCCUUCUCUGCUCCUUUUGUGGGGCAAAACUGUGGGAGACUAGAAGAGCGUUCUGGAGAAACACUGCUACAGCUUUCCUCUGUUCAUGCUCUUCUUGCAAAUGUACCUGUGCCUGACUGCUAGGAGCAGCAUGUUGGAAGGACCCCAAGCGUUAACUUUCCUAUGUGUGAUAGCAAAGCUGCUGUGCAGUUGCUGUACGUGCUGUGGUUAAAUUUGAAAUAGAAAGUUGAUGAUCUCUCAUCAGGUCAGGACCCCUGAAAAGGCAUUUGUGAAGGCUAAACUACAUGGCACUGAGACCACUGCAGAAAAGUGCUUCUGAAGCAGGUUUUAGCCUGUUCCCCUGGGAAGGCCAUGGCCAGGGUCUGGGAAUACUCCUGAAUGUGAGUCAUUUCUCACAAAGCAUAAACAAUCUAUUGUAAGCCUGCUUUAUCAGUGUUCUCGAGAACAGUUUCUUCAGCUGCUGCUGUUCCUGAGAUACAUUUAUGACUGCAGGUCUUACACUGUGCCAGAGGCUUCUUUGUAGAGUGAAGAAAGUCCUUUACAUACAAGCAUACUGAACCUGGUUGCUUACCUUGAUGGAUCAAAUCAUUCUUCAGCCACACUAUUACUUCUAGAGAGAAAGGAAGCAAACUUCUGGAAUUCUGAUCUGGUGAUUAGCACUUGUUGUCUGUGAUACAAAUUAAGAGUCCCAUUCGGGUACCAGGGCUGUGUUUUGCUGUGCAUUGUACAAAUGUGGAAAAAAAAGACUGUCCUCACCUUGGACCUUAUGCAAGUAUCCAGCAAGGAAAUCAAUGCUUCCAAGAGAGGUCUGUAAGGAAACAAAGGAUGAUACUGAUGAGGCAGAUAAACUGAUCUCAGCAUUGUUUUGCAGUUUGUACUUCCCAUCUGUGGGUAAACAUGGGAGGGAGGGAAGCACAGGUAAUUGAUGGACUUGAAGCUAACGCCAGGGUAGUUGGCACCAAAAGUUUAGAGCUUCAGUGAGUGGGAGACAACAGGAAUGUUGGCAAGUCCAUGGAAAAUCUUGAUAUUUUUUUUCUGUCUUUUAAGUGACUUGCUCAUUACAUAGAAAGAUGUCAUCAGAAAAACACAACAAGGUGUAUUGAGAAUCAAAAAAGACAACAGGAAAAUAGGGUUUCCUGUGAGGCACCAGCCAGGCGUACCUUCCUCUUCAGGUUGGCUGCUGGUGAGGCGUAAUCUUUUCUGUCCUCUGCACACUUGUUUCCAGUGGUGGGUCCCAUGGGGAGGGUGGGCCCUGCUGGUGCUGCCUGGAGCAGGAGCUGUGCUGGCACUGGGGCUGCUCCCACACGCUGUGCCCAGCCAGAGCCUGGGCUUCCAGCUUUGUCCUCUCAUACUGCACAGAGCUCCUGUCUGAGGAGCUCCAGGGUUCGUGCACUGCUGUCAAAUCCAUGCACUGGAGAUGCAGGCUGGUGUGGCAAGAUCCAGGGAGAGCCCUUUCUGCACAUCAGGGAAAGGGUGAUGGUUGGUUGUGAAAUCCACCCGUGUGAAGCACUUCAUUCUUUCUCUUUUUUAAAAAGCAUCCUCUCCAAACAACAAAGCUGUGUGUUGUGGUUGCUUGAAAAUAAUGAAACAUAUUUUCUUUAUAGAUUUGUAUCAGAAAAUCUCCAUGUGAUCUCCUGGUGAAAGAAAAGUGGCUGUUGCAUACUUGGGGUUGGUGUUGCUUAUGGGACUUCUUUGGUCUGACGCUCAGCUGGAGCAUCUGCAGGCAUUUGUGUCGGAUGAAGCGAUGGGUGGGCAGAGCCUUCAUGUUGCUUAUGUGCAGUUGACAGUGACUCUCCAGCAUUUCUGAACUGAAGACAACGUGGGGCAAUUUCCCCUAAAAGUAAAGAAAGUAAUUUUGGCAUCUUCUGUUUGAAGUUUAAUUGAAUACUUAAUUCAUGUGUUAGUGUAUUUUCUGCUGGUUUCAAACUCAACACUUUUUCCCCAUUGUGUACUGUUGAUUAAAUAUAAUUUAUAAGUCAUCGAGGAGAAUCUAGGUUUGCUUUUAUUUCUUCAUCACUCUUUGCUUCUGUGAAUUGUUUUGCACAAAAUACAGAAGAGCUGCUGGAGGAUCUUGGGCCUCAACUGGAUAAAAACAUUUAUUCUCCAUACACUGCUUGCUUUGCUAUUUUUAGCACGCUGUUUUCCUUUCCUUGUGAUUCAUUGCUCUGUGCCUUGGCUUGCAGGUCACCUGGCUUUGGAUGUGCAGAGCAGGGCCGGAUCUCCGCUGGCACAACAGUGCUGCGACCCGAGGUGCUGGGUGCUGCUGUGCUGUGGAAGGGGUGGGGAAGGCUGAGCCCUGUGCCUGAGAUUCUCUGGAAAGUAUGUUCUAAGAAUAGGCGGUGCGGGGCGUUACAGACCCACGUGCGGCGGGGAGCAGGGCUGGGCUAUGGGUGAUGUGAGGUCAGAGCCCACGGGGCCGGCCGGCCCCUGCCUUGCCUCUGCCCUCGUGGAGGGACGGCUGUUUUGGACGGAUGUGCUGUGAGUGCAGCGCUGCUAUUCUUGCUCUAGCGGUGUUAAUUUUAGCUUUCAGAUGAGUGUCUGGGACUGUCAGAAGGCUGUUCUGCCCUGUGGGAUCUGGGUGGUGCUCCUGGGAACCAGCCCUCAGGCCACAGUGUGCUGCCUGAACAGGGGGCAGAGGGUCAGCAGGCGUGCGUGUUUGUAAGGCAAACAGUUGGUGAGAUAGCAGCGCUCAUGUGGGUUCUGUUCCUAAAAGGAUACUUUCCAAGGAAUGUAUGUGUGGAAAGCCUGACUGUGCUGGGAGCAUCUCUUGUGCUGGUGGUAACACCAGAGCUGUAGCAGCGACCCGUUUGGGUGAGGAUCAGAACUCGUGCCCCUGAAGAGCUGACAUACUAAUCAUGCACAUGGGAGGACUCAGCUUGUAAUAGCAUUUUAAUAGAGCUGACUGCUUUAGCCAGAAAAUUGGACCAGGUCAUCAGUGUUGUUUUUUUUUUUCUCCCCAAAAUAACUAAUUUCUCUCAUCCUCCCCAUCCCACAUCCUUUUCUGGCUCAUAGGUUUGCUUUUUGAUGCGUGCCUCAGUAAAGCUGAGAAGUUGCUGUAUUUAUUAAAAACACGUACUGAUAGGUAACUUUGAGAGAAGUUCAUCAUGCAAGAGGUCCCUCGGUACUCUUGGGAAACUGUUCCCAUAUCUUUGCUUUGUGGGCCGAGUGUUGGGUGCUGGUUUCCCAUCACGCGUGGCUCACUGUUCAGAGGGAUUCCCCUGGCUCUUGCAGCUGUGGCAUCCCUGUUGAUUCCACCCAAAGUGAGUCAGCGUUGGGUGUUUGGAUUUCACGUUGCAUUUUCCAAAUUUGCUCUGGUUUAUUUUCGAGAGUCCUGGCUAUGAUCUGAAGCACAUGUCACGUGUUGUAACGGUUCUUUUCCUUGCAGUAACCUUAGGGAACAAAAACACCAGCUUGUGUCUGUGGUGCUUUUGUCUGUGUUGCAAUACCAGGUGUUUAUGAAACAAAGUGGGACCUGUGCUCGCACACCGUGCAGCUGGCAUUCACUGAGGACUUCUGCGUGCUCCCACUCCAGGUCUGUUCAGUUCCUUAAUGACUCUUCAGAAUCACUUGCUCGGUCUUUGAGAACUGAAGGCUCUUUACAUUCCUCCUCAAAAAAGAAAUGCUAUUUUAUCCGUGUUAGCAGUGAAACAAGCACAAGAACACUUGAAAUUACGUUGUCAAAGUUUCUAAGUACUGUAAUUAUCUAAGGUGAUGAGAUAAAGUCUGAAAUACCUCAAAGACACUAACAUUUAGUGUUUGUGGGAAACCUUGACUUAAAACAAAAGAGGCUUUUUUUGGCACGUCUGUAUUGCUGUGCAUGCUGUUCCCAACUACACUGACAUAUAUUGUAAAGAUGUAAAGGGACAGAACAAUGAACUGCAGAGGAACUCAGGCAGCAUGGGAUACAAACGUGUGGUUUAAGUAGAGGGCUGCUCUGGCAGCUCUUAUAAGCACUAAAAUACCUACUGUAGGGUUUUAAGCAACACUCCACAGUUGUUUUUUUUUUUUUUUUAAGGCACAUCUGAGACUGAUUUAUUAUCACAAAUUGUUGCUUUACAUCUUCAGACCAAUUCUGUGUAAAAUAUUGCAGAAGUCUGCAAAUAGUUGAAUCAUUGUCAAGCUCGAUUGUUAAACAAAUUAAAGAGGAAACUUAUGUCUGCGGUGCUGAACUGUAUUGUGUUUAAGGUCUCACAUAAAAUUUCUGGCAUCCAUUUUUAUUUAUAUAUUAUAAAAAUUCAGUCACAGCCAGAUCUUAAUGCAGAGCUGCUGCCGACCUGUUUAAUGGAGGGAUGCGGUGGCGUCCAACUGGAGUCAGACCUCCCAGUACUGAACUGCUGCAACUGCUAUAUGGUGUUUCGCCUGCACGAAGAGAUACUUUAGAUGAAUACUUCGAGUAUGAAGCUGAGGAGUUCCUGGUCUCCUUGGCCUUGCUGAUCACCGAGGGUCGGACGCCUGAACACUCGAUAAAGGGCAGAACAGAGGGCUUCCAUUGUCCUCCAGCGCAGUCCAGUCAGCCACCAACAACUAAGCAUGAAUGCAGCGACAAGCUGGCUCAGUGUCGUCAAGCCAGGCGAACCAGAUCUGAGGUUAUGCUACUGUGGAAAAACAAUAUUCCAAUCAUGGUUGAAGUGAUGUUACUUCCAGACUGUUGCUAUAGUGAUGAAGGGCCUAACACAGAGGGGAAUGAUUUAAAUGAUCCUGCAAUCAAACAAGAUGCAUUGUUGUUAGAAAGGUGGAUUUUGGAACCAGUUCCUCGACAAAGUGGAGAUCGAUUCAUUGAAGAGAAGACACUUUUAUUGGCUGUUCGCUCUUUUGUUUUCUUCUCCCAGCUGAGCGCAUGGCUGAGUGUUUCACACGGUGCUGUUCCCCGUAACAUUCUGUACAGGGUGAGCGCUGCAGACGUGGACCUGCAGUGGACGUUCUCCCAGACACCGACAGAGCACGUCUUUCCUGUUCCUAAUGUUUCUCACAAUGUGGCCUUGAAAGUCAGUGUCCAGUCCCUACCCAGACAAUCGAAUUACCCAGUUUUGACCUGUAGUAUUCACACCAACCUUAGCUAUUAUGAAAAGCAAAUGAAAGAGCGUAAGUUACAUCAGCACAGUGAAUCCAGUACAGCAGAGCUGUGCAGUACCUCCAGUCCGCAGCGUGUCUGUGGGAAACAAGCAUGGACAGUGAUACCCGAAGGCCUACUUAAUGUAAGAAAGACACCUGAAUUCACUUCAUCUAUCAGAAAUUUAAAGCUUUAUCCAUCUACUGGUCUUGGAUCUGAUUUUGCAGCAUCGCAGUCUAAAGUUCAGUGCUACAAUGCUGCAGCAGACAGUAAGACACAAUCUCACGAAACAGCUGUUCGAACUUUUAAAUCCCUUUCUUUGGUUGAUUCCCGUGUUUCGAAUGGUCAUUGCUCUCAUCAGUCCACAGGAGAAACCAAUCCUUUGAUAGGUUCCUUACUUCAGGAGCGACAAGAAGUCAUUGCAAGAAUUGCUCAGCACUUGAUUCACUGUGAUCCAGCUACUUCCCCAGUUGUUGCUGGACGUCCCUUCAACAUACAUGAAACCAGCACAGCUACACCAAAAGCUUAUCGGAGUAAUUACGAAGAUGAAAACUUGCUGAGGAAAGGCAAGGAAACCUCAUCUGUCCCUACUGUCAAUUUAGAUCAUGCAAUACAAGAUGAUGGUGGCGAAGGCAAAACUAGAGCAAUACCAGAAAUCCCACGGCUCGAUCCCCGUGCUCCAGCGAACCACUGUGGCCGUCCAUCUGCAGGAGAAGGUAACCCUCUCAUUGACUCUCUGCUCCAGGAGCGGCGGGAGGUUAUAGCAAGGAUUGCCCAGCACUUGAUUCAUUGUGAUCCAGCUACUUCUCAUGUCAAUGGUCGUCCGUUCAAAGUACAUGAGAAUGGCCCGGUUUCAUCAAAAAUUUUCCGAAGUACAUAUGAAGAUGAAAAUUUGCUGAAGAAAGUCAAGCAACCAUCUUCUGUUUCUUUUGCUAAAUCUAGUUUUUCUUUGCUAGAAGACAGUGGUAAAUCAAAGUUGAAAACACCUGAUACUCCUAUCAGUCCUAGGUUUGAUGGUGAGUCGAAGGCUUCUCUGAAACUUCAAGCAAGAAGAAAAUUGGUGUUAGCAAAGCCUAGUGAUGCUGUCCAACAUGCAUUUCAUCAGACUUCAAAUAAGACUUCUCACUCAUUUACUAACACGCGCACGUCAUCACUGUGUGUUAAAGAAAAUAAAUCCGAAUUGCCGGAUAAGUUGGAAAUGAUGCAGUCUGAUUAUGUGCAGAAAGACCAGAUAACCAAUAGAAUUAAACAGUGUUCAAAUUUUAGCAGCAUCGAUGAACAGAUUUGCACAAAUAAACUUAAAGAAAGAACGGUUGUUAGUGAGAGUAACAACACGGGCACUUUUAGCAGUUUGCAGAUAGAUAAAUGCAGAAUACUUGAAGGUACAAAAAAAGCAACUGUGAUGCAGGCAUCUGACUCUUUGCACAAGAAUGAACUCAAAUGUUCAGAUAAAGACUCAAAAAAGCCAAGUAUUUAUGAGCAAAAUACCCAGCUUAUUAGUAUUGAAAAUUAUUUAAAUAAAGACCACGACAAUUUCAAAAAUAAAAACAGACAAGAUAAAACGAAAGCUGCACAUGAUGAGAAUGAAGAGCCAGUAGGCCUUGAUUUCCAAAGCACUUCUCAGAAGAAACCUACAGAAGAUGGCUCCAUUAGGUGUGAACGGCUGAAGAACCCAGAGGUGCAGAAAGCACCAUCUCUAAAACACACAAAUAUAUGGCGGAAACACAAUUUUCGGUCCUUGGAUGGAACUUCAACCAAGGCUUUUCAUCCCCGAACUGGAUUGCCUCUGCUUUCAAGUCCUGUUCCUCAGAGGAAAACACAGUCUGGGUGCUUUGAUCUGGAUUCGUCACUACUGCAGCUGAAAUGUUUGUCAGCAAGAAGCCCACAGCAAUGUAUAAACAGAGAGAGUGAUCCAGAGAGCCAUGGAAAACCAUUUCUAAGUUCUAGUGCUCCACCAGUAACAAGUCUUAGCCUUCUGGGAAACUUUGAGGAGUCCGUCUUGAACUUUCGCUUAGACCCGCUAGGCAUCGUCGAGGGCUUCACAGCAGAAGUGGGAGCCAGUGGAGUCUUCUGUCCCACUCACAUGACCCUGCCAGUUGAAGUGUCAUUCUACAGCGUUUCAGAUGAUAACGCACCCUCUCCUUACAUGGGUGUAAUUACUUUAGAGUCCCUUGGUAAAAGGGGUUAUCGGGUACCGCCUUCAGGAACGAUACAAGUGACCUUAUUUAACCCUAACAAAACUGUGGUGAAGAUGUUUGUGGUGAUCUACGACUUAAGAGAGAUGCCAGCUAAUCAUCAGACAUUCCUACGGCAAAGAACUUUCUCUGUUCCUGUGAGACGAGAAGUCAAGCGGACUGUCAGUAAGGAAAACAGCCAACAGACUGAAGAAAGGCUGCUACGCUACCUCAUCCAUCUGAGGUUCCAGAGUUCUAAAUCUGGAAAGAUCUACCUCCACCGAGACGUUAGGCUCCUGUUCUCUCGGAAGUCCAUGGAAGUUGAUAGCGGCGCUGCAUACGAACUCAAAUCUUACACUGAAUCUCCAACAAACCCUCAGUUUUCCCCAAGAUGUUAGCAGACAGUGGCAAACUGAAGUAUUCGUUUUACUGUUGAUUGCUCCGUGCAAGAGAAAAUUGGUAAAGCUGUAUAAAAUUAAAUCUGAAAAGCAAUGAGGAUAGUGCUGGAGAGAGAAGGUUCUUGUGUGAUCCCGGACCAGUUUUGUGACAGGUUUCUGGAAUGAGCUUUGUGUAUUCCAUGUAGACUGGAAGCGUACUUCUAAUCUUUUUGUACUGUUUAAAACCACUUCAUUGGAUGUGUUGCAAUAGCAAUUUCCUAAGUUAGCUUAGUGUUUACACUUUUUAUUUUAUUUUUCAGUUAUUUAAUAUUUAAUGUUUCAUUUAAUACUCAAGUGAUGUUUGUCUUUAGUGUUCUAAUGUAGCAUAAAUCCUAUGUAAAAUCAUACUAUGUAUUUUUGGCAUUAAUAUUGAAUCUGAAAUAUAUACAGAUGUCUUUAA
This is a messenger RNA of Lagopus muta (rock ptarmigan), 9813 nucleotides long. RefSeq names its product atos homolog A (gene ATOSA). The record is from RefSeq and is a predicted model, not a curated record. Lineage: Eukaryota; Metazoa; Chordata; Aves; Galliformes; Phasianidae. The transcript has 12 exons. Bases 6042 to 9374 code for a protein of 1110 amino acids.